Zeugodacus cucurbitae (melon fly) is the source of this 1443-nucleotide messenger RNA. RefSeq names its product synaptobrevin homolog YKT6 (gene Ykt6). The record is from RefSeq and is a predicted model, not a curated record. Bases 300 to 899 code for a protein of 199 amino acids. The transcript has 3 exons. Gene Ontology annotation, biological process: endoplasmic reticulum to Golgi vesicle-mediated transport. Gene Ontology annotation, molecular function: SNAP receptor activity. NCBI's taxonomy places the organism in Eukaryota, Metazoa, Arthropoda, Insecta, Diptera, Tephritidae. Gene Ontology annotation, cellular component: Golgi apparatus.
UCUGAGAAAAUUACAUUUUGAUCUGACGCAUGACGACAUAACAUAAUAGACAAAAGUUUGCAAAAAAACACACGGAACAUCAAAAUUUAAAAGAAAUUUCAUAAAAGUAGUGAAAAUUAUAGUGUCUGCUGUUGAUAACACAAAAUUUUGACUGAACAACAGAAAGGCAUACAAUAUACAAUAAAUUUAAACUAAAAUUAGUUCUAUUACAAAUAUAUAAGUGGAAGCUAGCUAGCACUGAUAUUUCGCUGCGCGUUUAAACAGUCAAUUUACCGAGCAAGUCAGCUGAAACAAAAAAGAUGGUGAAACUAUUUGCAUUGAGUAUUUUCUACAAGGGUUCUGCUGAGGCUCGGCUAUUAAAAUCUACGUACGAUUUACAAUCAUUUUCGUUCUUUCAACGCGGCACAGUUCAAGAGUUUAUGACUUUUGCAUCAAAAACGAUUGUGGAGCGUACCCAACCCGCCAUGCGACAGUCCGUGAAACAGGAGGCAUAUAUGUGUCAUGUGUACGUACGUGCUGACAAUUUAGCUGGCGUAUUAAUAGCUGAUCAUGAAUAUCCACAACGUGUUGCCCAUACUCUCAUAACGAAAAUCUUGGAUGAGUUUAGUGCGAAAAUUGGUCCAGACCAAUGGGAAACGGGAACUGAUUCAACUAUUGAUUUCGCUUCAUUGCCUGCAUAUUUAGCAAAAUAUCAGGAUCCAAAAGAAGCAGAUGCGUUGACUAAAAUGCAAAACGAUUUAGAUGAAACUAAGAUUAUACUAAAGAAUACAAUUGAAGCGGUGCUUGAGCGUGGCGAAAAAUUAGAUGACAUGGUUAUCAAGUCGGAAAAUCUUUCGAUGCAGAGUAAAGCAUUUUACAAGACAGCCAAAAAGACAAAUUCCUGUUGCAAUUUUAGUUAAAUGCUUUAGAUAAGCUCAAAUACAUACACAAAAAUACGUAUUUCGCGAGGAAAAACUUGAUUUUUAAAUAUUUUCUUUGAAAACGUAUGUAUACACGUUAUUUUGAAUUAAUUUGUAAAUGCUUAGAACGCUACUUUUAUAUUGAAACUCUAUAUGAUAAUUAUAGAAUGUAUUAUGGAGCAACCAGUUAAAGAGUGACACAUACUAAGGCAAAUCUAUUUGUGAGAAAUAUAAGAGAAAAGCGCGUUAAAGUAACAGCAAAUCACAAAUUCAACCCAUUCCAAAUCAUUCGAGUUUGAUUUUAUCAAUACAUUGUUUUUGUUAUGGAAAAUGAGCAGAGUGAAAGUGGAGAAAGGCGAAAUAAUAUUUUAGUUCAUAUAUAUCCAUAUUUAUAUUGUAUGGUUUUUUAUAAGAUAUCUGUUGAGAUUUUAGGUAACACACAUAUAUACAUACAUAUAUAUAAAUUUAAACAAAUGUUAGUAUGUAUAUACUUUUGAUUAAAUAAAAUAGGCAAUAACAAGAUGUACCACCAGCACUGCAAUUA